Gopherus flavomarginatus (Mexican gopher tortoise) is the source of this 1405-nucleotide messenger RNA. It is a transcript of the gene KCNIP4, whose product is annotated as potassium voltage-gated channel interacting protein 4. NCBI's taxonomy places the organism in Eukaryota, Metazoa, Chordata, Testudines, Testudinidae. Gene Ontology annotation, cellular component: voltage-gated potassium channel complex. The transcript is spliced from 8 exons. Bases 120 to 902 code for a protein of 260 amino acids. Gene Ontology annotation, biological process: regulation of potassium ion transmembrane transport. Gene Ontology annotation, molecular function: calcium ion binding; potassium channel regulator activity. The record is from RefSeq and is a predicted model, not a curated record.
GGGGCGGACCCUACACAGCGCUGCCGUUCGCUCGCUCUCUGCACUCGGCGGGGGAUCAUCGUGCCGCCCUUUUCUUUCCCAAGCCCCGAGGAGACUUAGGGGAGCCCACCCCGCUCAGCAUGAACGCGAGGAGAGUGGAGAGCAUCUCCGCGCAGCUGGAGGAGGCCAGCUCUACAGGCGGUUUCCUCUACACUCAGAACAGUACCAAACGCAGCAUUAAAGAGCGGCUUAUGAAGUUCUUGCCCUGCUCGGCUGCCAAAACGACAUCUCCUGAUAUUCAAAGCAACGUAGAAGAUGAAAUGGAAAUAGCCACUGUGCGGCAUCGGCCUGAAGCUCUUGAACUGCUGGAAGCACAGAGCAAAUUCACAAAGAAGGAACUUCAGAUUCUGUAUAGAGGAUUCAAGAAUGAGUGUCCCAGUGGGAUUGUUAAUGAAGAGACCUUCAAAGAGAUUUAUUCUCAGUUCUUUCCACAGGGAGAUUCUACAACCUAUGCACAUUUUCUCUUUAAUGCAUUUGACACUGAUCACAAUGGAUCUGUGAGUUUUGAGGACUUCAUUAUGGGUCUCUCAAUUUUACUUCGAGGGACAGUACAAGAAAAACUCAACUGGGCUUUUAAUUUGUAUGAUAUAAAUAAGGAUGGAUACAUAACUAAAGAGGAAAUGCUUGAUAUUAUGAAAGCUAUAUAUGAUAUGAUGGGAAAAUGCACUUAUCCUGUUCUCAAAGAGGACGCCCCCAGACAACAUGUGGAAACAUUUUUCCAGAAAAUGGACAAGAAUAAAGAUGGGGUAGUUACCAUAGAUGAAUUCAUUGAAAGCUGCCAAAAAGUAAGUAAGGAUAAAUGUGAGCUAUUUAGUUACUUCCAUCAGCUGGCUAAAUGGUUGUCACAUAGUACUACCAAUUAGGAUUUGGAUGUAAAGAUGUAGCUUACACUUCUAGGCACCUUUGCAAAAAACUGGGUCUGGCAAACUGUUCUACAAAACUGUCAGUUACAUAUGCAAACAUAUACAAUAUUUGUAUUCAUAGAGGUGAUAGUUUUUGAAAAGCUAAUGUUCACCUAUUCUACUAGUGUGUUUGCAUCCUCUCUUCCUGUGCAAAGCUACCAUGUAGUAGACAAUAAACUGUUUGUUAUGUGAAUAUUUGAGUCUUGUGAUGGGUAAAUAUCUGCCAGAACUCACAUUUAUUCACUGUAGGAUAAUUGAAUGUGCUAUUAUUUAAGAACUUAUCUACAGUUAGACAAGACAGCCUUAUAAAAAUAAGUAUUAUUUUUUUCAUAAUAAAAUAGCAGAAAACACCAAAGCUACUUGUUAUUUGUACACUGUACAAGGUUACAAGCUAUUAGAGGAGCAUGGUACAUACAGAAGGUGUCAUAACUACAUUAGGUCAAGUGUUGAGAUCCAAACUGGGA